Mustela lutreola (European mink) is the source of this 1058-nucleotide messenger RNA. RefSeq names its product cancer/testis antigen 83 (gene CT83). The transcript has 3 exons. Bases 668 to 1048 code for a protein of 126 amino acids. The record is from RefSeq and is a predicted model, not a curated record. NCBI's taxonomy places the organism in Eukaryota, Metazoa, Chordata, Mammalia, Carnivora, Mustelidae.
UCAUCCUUUAGACACACAACUCUUCUCAGAGACACAGAUCUUUUGAAAGCUGAUGGGGACAUCUUUCUCCAAAGCAAUUCAGGAGUUAAUCCUCAACCAAACAACCCUGUGAAGUAACUCAGGAGUACAGGGUUCAUUUUUUGUUUUCUUCCAAAAACUCUAGGGAAAUGUGGAACACAGUAUCUACAUAUCACUCUUCUGAAAACUUCAGAGAUCCCUCUGUUCUCCAAGCAGAUGGAGAUCCCACUCUAUCAAGGGUUUUGUCUGUUGGCUCUUCCAAAGAGGCUGGUGCUCCUGACUCUUAAGAGUAAGAAAGAGAAAGCUUCCUGGACAUCCCGACUGCCCCAGGUGUCUCUCAGUGCCCUCCCUGCCUACCGACCUGACAGCACAACCAAGUAGGCAGACAUCAUGCCACCUGCUUAUGGGUUUUACGUCAUCAAAUUGUGACGCAGCACCCUCACGUAGGUGCUCCACUGUGACAUCACCUGCCCUUUGCAAUAUAUAAAGCCGGAAGCGGAAGCGUCCUCCAGCUGCACCAGGCAGUGUGGGAUGCUUAGCAUCGUUGCCCGUGGCUUCCCUAGUCCGGGCGACUAGUGUCCCCCUGCUUCACAACUGCCAGCCGAGUGCCUCCGUACCCGAGAAGAGAAAAAGAGGUGGAAGAGGAAACAUGAAUAUGCUGUUGCUUCUACUGAGCGGCAUUCUGUUUGCUUUUCUGUUUGUCUUCUUGAAAAACCGCUUUCAGAGCAGCGUUGGUGAAAUGUCAUCAAAUUCGACUUCUCUUGCACUAGUAAGACCAACCUCUUCUACUGGGUCAACUAAGAGCAAUACUGAUAAGAGUCUUUCAGUCAUCAGCCUCUCUCGGGAUAUCUUAAUUAAUUCCCCACACAUGAUAACCAUGCAGAAGCGAAUACUGGUAAACCUCAGGAUCGUGGAAUACAAGCUGGCUGAAUUGGAACAUUUCCUAGUUAUCAAGGGCUUAAAUGGUGCAUUAGUUAACUGGAAAUCUGACAGGCUUAGAGAAUGUCAUAACAGUGAAGGCAAUCAUUAAAGGCACUUUG